Solea solea (common sole) is the source of this 3150-nucleotide messenger RNA. It is a transcript of the gene lima1a, whose product is annotated as LIM domain and actin binding 1a. Gene Ontology annotation, biological process: actin filament bundle assembly. The record is from RefSeq and is a predicted model, not a curated record. Gene Ontology annotation, molecular function: actin filament binding. Gene Ontology annotation, cellular component: actin cytoskeleton; plasma membrane. Bases 205 to 2523 code for a protein of 772 amino acids. The transcript is spliced from 11 exons. Lineage: Eukaryota; Metazoa; Chordata; Actinopteri; Pleuronectiformes; Soleidae.
AUGGACUGCAUCAGUUUUACAUGCUGCUUUGUUUGGAAUCUAAACCUUGUGACAGAGGUGACUCUCUGUGUGAACACAGUCACUGUCAUCCUUGUAUAUGCCACAGGGAAAAAGCUGGGAUACUGAGAACAGGGAUGUCGGAUUGAAACGUCACGUUUGUGGGAAGCUGACGGGGCAGAUUGAUCGCUCAGACACACAGCAAACAUGACCUCCAUCGCUCCAUUCAGCCGCAGGCAGUGGGCGUCCCAGUCACUGAGGGUCACCGCCAAGGAGCUGUCCAUCGUCUCGGCCCGCGGUAGAAACAACGCCAUCGCAGAGCGUUUCUCCAAGUAUCAGAUGGCAGCAGAAGAGGGGAAUGCAGAGAAGAAGAAAAUGGUUGCAGAACCUUUGCCUUCAACUCUGCGAGCUGGAAAUCUAAGUGUUUUAAAGAAACGCUGGGAACAACAACAACAACAACAACAACAACAACAACAACAACAGCAGCAACAGCAGCCAUCGUCCAGCCAUACAGCCAAAACUCAGGAGACCAUACCCACACACCCUCAGAUCCACUUCAGGCAAUCAUCAGGCCCCAAACCUAGACCCAAGUCACUGAUCAAAACCCGGAGUGAGACCCUGGAAUCCACCACUCUCUUGCAGGAGCAGGGCAGUAAUCAAGAGACACAGGUUCACUCUGAGAUCAGUGAAUCCACCUCCAGCCAGCUCCAGGCAGCUCAGCCACAGGACCUGACCAACAUGGAGAUCAGCAGAGAACCAGAGGGGCUGGAGGCGGCGGCAGCAGCAGCAGCAGCAGCUGAAGUGCCUGAAUGCGAGAAACCAAGCGUUCCACUCAACAGCCUCAAGAUGAUGUUUGAGAAGGGAGAGAACCUGACCAACCAGGUGUCCAGAGAGCAGACGAGCAGAGGAAACGGUGCCAACACUGCCAGCAUGGACCAGCUCCUCGGAGAUGGAAGUCUUGCAGACUCCACUCCUCUCCGGGACCGGAUGGCCCUCUACCAAGCAGCCAUCUCCAAACAGGAUGUCAGCAAUGAUCAGCUGGACAGUUUCUGUGGGAAACAGAAGGAGAACGUCCCUCCGUUCAAUCUGGACAUGAGUCCCGAGUCGGACCCAAACGGCAGAAAAGGUUUUACUACAGAGAGUAACGGCUCUGGUCCUGGCACCCCAGCGUACUCUAAUCAGAAAGACUCACCUCAGCCUAAGACUCCAAAAAGCUUCCGGCUGCCUGUGAGGGAGACCUGCGUGUCCUGUCUAAAGACCGUUUAUCCCCUGGAGAGGCUGGUGGCCAACCAGCACGUUUACCACAGCUCCUGUUUCCGCUGCUCACACUGCAACACCAAACUCAGUUUGGCAAACUACGCCUCCCUGCACAACAACGUCUACUGCAAGCCGCACUUCUGCCAGCUCUUCAAGGCCAAGGGCAACUACGAUGAGGGUUUCGGCCACCGGCCCCACAAGGAGCUGUGGGAGAGCAAAGGCGAAUGCGGCGAGACUUCGCCACAGUCCAGUGCUCAGGCCAAGCCCAAGGCCCAGAGCCCUGCUCCGGCCUCAGACCUGGAAAGCUCCAAUGUGGAAGACUCUCCACUGGCUAAAGUCAACAUACUGAUGGCCACAAUGGAGGCUCUAGGACAGGAAUCGGAGAAAGCCGAGAGACCCACUGAAACCCGCCGACUGAAAAUCUCCUGGCCACCACGCACAGAGUUGGAGGACGGUGGCAGUGGAGCCACGACAACCGCAGAUGGGGUCUCUCCUGGUAAACCCAUCAAAGCCAAGUGGCCUCCAGAGGAAGACUCCCCCUCUCCGUCCAACGACACCAACGAAGAUAUGUCCUGCCUGCGCCGGAGCUCCUCCCUGAAGGAGCGCAGCAUGCCCUUCACUCUGGCAGAGCAAACCAGAGACGGUCCAGCUCCCGAGGCCAGGAAGCGAAGUCCAACCCCUCCUGUGGACGAACAGCAACUCAGCCCUGAGCCGCCCAGCAUGGAGCUGCAGCACAGUGACGGCCGGUCAUCAGACAGCCAAACUCCCACUGAGGACAGCUGUGUGGAUGUACACACCAGCUCAGGAGAAGAAGAACAGGAGGGAGAGAUAAAGAGCGAAGACAUGACGGACCUCCAUGUCCCACAGGAGGACGACGAUGCUCUGGGAGGGAAAACUGAGGAGGAGCAAGAGGAGCAGCAGCAGCAGCAGCAGCAGCAGCAGGAGGAAGAAGAAGAAGAAGAGGAGGAGGAGGAGAUGGAGGAAGAAGAUGGAGGCAUGUUGGAGGAGAUGCCAUCAGAGCCCACAGCCACUUACUCUCCUGAGCCCGAGGUGGAAGCCUGCCACUCGUCCCAGGAUGUGGGAUUCUGGGACAGUGAGGAAGUGGAUGACAAGGAGGAGGAGGAGGAGGAGGAGGAGGAUCAUCAUCAUCAUCAUCAGCAGCAGCAGCAGCAGCAGCAGCAGCAGGAGGAGGAGGACGUGCUGACGGUGGAAGAGAUAAUUAAACGAAACCGAUGCUAUGAGGAGGAAGAGGAGGAAGAGGAUGUGUAAAGUGAAUGAUCUGCUCUUGGCCAACAAGCUGACAGCCAUGAACACUUUUUGCCAUUCCUUCAUGUUUAGAGCUUUUUCUACUUCUCUUCUUGAAAGUUUCUGCAGUGUCUAGUGUGAACUCUGAGCUCUUAUUUGUGCCUCUGUGAGUAGUUUUUCAAGCAUUUGAAACAAUUCCUCGUACAGUUUUUUUAAGACAGUUGUGCCGCUCUGAUAGAAUUUCUUUUAAAAAGUACAAUAUUUAAAGUUCUGCCCUGUCUGAUGAAUAUUUUUACAACAGAAAUGUCCAAACCUGUUCAAACACCAGCGACACGGUCUUAUCACGCCAAGAUGUGACAAACUAUUGUCCCUCAUCAUUAAAAAAAUGGAGUUGCAUUUGAAAGACAUGCUUAACACUACUCCAGUCUGUUACUAUUUGUAUCACUACUGGAUUUGAUGGGAUACAAUUUCUGUUGAUUAUGAAUCUGUCACUUCAUUUUCAGUUGCCAUGGGAAGAAAAAAAAAAUACAAUCAUGAUGUUCUGUUUGCAUUUUGACGAUUGCAUUUGUAACUGGAUCUGAAAAAUGUUUUUAAAACCAGGGACCAAAUAUCUUAAACUGCUAUUGUUUAAAUAAAUUGUUAUAUACUUAA